This is a messenger RNA of Anarrhichthys ocellatus (wolf-eel), 2368 nucleotides long. RefSeq names its product RNA-binding protein MEX3B-like. Lineage: Eukaryota; Metazoa; Chordata; Actinopteri; Perciformes; Anarhichadidae. The transcript has 5 exons. The coding region runs from base 172 to 2184 and encodes 670 amino acids. Gene Ontology annotation, molecular function: RNA binding. The record is from RefSeq and is a predicted model, not a curated record.
GCAACACGAGAUUACAGUGUAGGGAGGGCUGCAUGGAGAGCUGGAAGACAAAACAAAAGCCACACAUUUCAUCUCAACAGGCGCUGGUCGCUUUUUAUUUUUUUGUAAACCCAAAACUAAUUUGAUUCAUUUUUCUUAUCGAUUCCCGUUUAACGCCAACAGUUUGUCAUCAUGCCGAGCAGCACGUCUUUACUGGAGGCCGACGAGGGAGAGUCCGAGGUCCCGCCGCCGCUAGUGCACGCUUUCGCCGGUAUGGGCCUCGAGGAGCACCACCAGAGCCAGACCUCCGAACAAGUAGACGAGAGCCACCCUUAUCAUCACCACCUCCACCAGCUCCCCCCGGUUUCUCACUUCAACCUCCUCGGUACUGUCCUCGACUUGAAGCCCCUGCAUCGGCCGCCCUCUGGAGAUGAAGUAAACAACAUGACCGAGGACGAAGAGCCUGAAGUUAUAACCGACUCCUCGUUUCUAGCGCAGGCCCACCGCCACCAACACCUCCAACCGGGGCCGUGUAGCUCCGGGAUGGAGCCGCCGCCGCACAUCGAGACGGUCUUGUUGUACAACGGAGACGAGCGAGACGAUACCGGGCUACCACCGGCUGGUAGCAUGGCGAUGCUACCGCCCGGUGUGUACGGGGAGCCGGGCUACGAGGCCGAGGCGUCGCUGUUGGCUCGGAGAAAGAGCGUCAACACGACGGAGUGUGUGGCGGUGCCGAGCUCCGAGCACGUCGCAGAGAUCGUGGGCAGACAGGGCUGUAAGAUUAAGGCACUUCGAGCCAAGACCAACACCUACAUCAAGACACCAGUGAGGGGGGAGCAGCCCGUCUUUGUUGUGACGGGGCGCAAGGAAGAUGUGGCCAUGGCGAAGAGGGAGAUCCUGUCUGCAGCCGAGCACUUCUCCCUCAUCAGAGCCUCUCGAAACAAGACGGGCCCGCUGGCUGCUGCCACCAGUCCAGGGACCCCCUCUCUACCCGGACAGACGACCAUUCAGGUGCGGGUACCAUAUCGUGUUGUAGGGCUGGUCGUGGGUCCCAAAGGAGCAACCAUCAAACGUAUCCAGCAACAGACCCACACCUACAUUGUGACGCCGAGUCGGGACAAAGAGCCGGUGUUCGAGGUCACCGGGAUGCCGGAGAACGUGGACCGGGCGAGGGAUGAGAUAGAGGCGCACAUCGCCCUCCGCACGGGAACCUGCGGCGGCAUCGAGGCUCCUGGUGUCGACAACAAUGACUUUCAGUUCAACGGGACAGACGUCAGCUUUGAAAAUGCUGCAGCACAGGCUGGGUUGGGGGACGCCGCGUGGCUUCAUGCAGGGGCAUCAUCCCCCAGUGGUGGUGGUGGCGGUGGCUUGCUGCCAAUGGGCAUCAACGGUACUCAGCGAAUAAAUAGCAAUAUUAACAGUGGUGUCAGGAUGUCUUCCACCUACCGCAACGACAGCUCCAGCUCCCUGGGCAGCGGCUCCAGCUCGGCUGAUUCCGUCUACGGCAGCGGUAAUGCUAACCGGGUUGCAGAUUUAAGCCCAACCUGUCAGUUUAAUGCAAAUGCCAACAACAACAACAACAAUGGCGCCAGUACAAGUUUCUGGUUUGGCGAGAGCCUUCUCCCUGUGGGGCCCGAUGAGCUGGUCAACCUGGCAGGUGGAGGCUCGUCCUCAGGAUUUGACCCGUUAACCAUCUCCACUGCCCAAGCCUCGCACCCUGCUGCACAGCCACAGAUCUGGAGCCCCUAUGUGGACCACCAGCCCCCCCAGACCUUUGAUGCGCGUCAAUCUCAGACCAGCCACCCUGGGACGCCCCGGCUCUCUCCGACCUUCUCUGGGACAGAAGCCCUGGAGCACCCUCAGGCCCAGCGGGUUCACCGAGGGCCUUUUGGCUCAGCCGGAGCCCUCGAUGCCCACAGGUUCCCCUCUUACAGCUCGGCCUUCUCCUCUUCCAGUGAAAGCACCGCCUCCUCUUCGUCCCCUCCUGAAUCCUCUCUCCUCUAUCGACCGGGGCUCGGAUCGGCGGCGAGAGGACAGGAGAUAUGCAUCCACUGUAUGGAUAACCAGGUGAUCGCUGCCUUGGUUCCCUGCGGCCAUAAUCUCUUCUGUCUAGAUUGUGCCACCCAUAUUUGCCGGGGUCCAGAUGCCGUUUGCCCCGUGUGCCUGUCCCCGGUCACACAGGCCAUUCAGCUCCGCAACAUGUGAUUUGAAUCCAUUUACUUUGAUGGCUGAUUGGGGUUCAGCCUCCCCACACUUCCAAUUCAUAACAUCUGUGGGGAAAUUACAAAACUGACCCUGAAUCGGUGUCUAGGUGUGUCCUCACCCUUGUGUAAGGUGAGGAAUGAUGGGUGAAUUAGGAAUGAUCUGUAUUAAGGGCAUGGGUUCGGGG